UUUUCGGGAAUUCAUCGUUGUCAAGCCGCCAAAGUGGAGAGUGUGAUUGCAGAAGGGGGUGCUUCUCGUUUCAGUGCUUCUUCGGGUGGGGGAGGAGGUAGGGGUGCCUCUCAGUACCAUCCCAAGACUGUCGGCAACAGCGAGUUCCUGGGGAAAGCCCCAGGAUCUAGCGUUCAGAGAUGGGUUCCUUCACGAAGCACUAGACGAGAUGCCAAUGCCUCCAAUGAAAAAGAACGACAUGAUGCAAUCUUCAGGAAAGUGAGAGGCAUACUUAAUAAACUGACCCCCGAGAAGUUUGACAAGCUAUGCCUUGAGCUCCUGAAUGUGGGCGUAGAUUCAAAACUCGUCCUAAAAGGAGUGAUCUUGCUGAUUGUUGACAAAGCCCUCGAAGAGCCCAAGUAUAGCUCGCUUUAUGCUCAGCUAUGUCUGCGCUUGGCAGAGGACGCACCAAACUUUGACGGCCCAUCGCCAGAGAUCCAAACGUCACAAAAACAAAGCACCACAUUCAGGAGACUUUUGAUUUCUAAGCUUCAAGAUGAAUUUGAGAACCGCGCCAGAAAUGUUGAAAUCUAUGACAAACAUGACAACCCUCUUACAUCUGAGGAAGAAGAGCAGCAUGCCAUUGCCAAGUUUAAGAUGCUGGGAAAUAUCAAAUUCAUUGGGGAACUUGGCAAACUCGAUCUUAUCCAUGAAUCUAUCCUUCAUAAGUGCAUCAAAACACUUUUGGAAAAGAAGAAGAGAGUCCAACUUAAAGAUAUGGGGGAAGAUUUGGAGUGCCUCUGUCAGAUAAUGAGAACAGUGGGGCCUAGACUCGAUCAUGAAAAGGCUAGGUCUUUAAUGGAUCAGUACUUUGGCCGUAUGAAAUCCUUAAUGAACAACAAGGACUUGCCGGCAAGGAUUCGUUUCCUGGUGCAGGAUUCAGUGGAGUUGCGAGAGAACAAUUGGGUGGCUCGCAAAGCUUUUAUCGAUAAUGGACCAAAGACGAUUAACCAGAUUCGUCAGGAAGCAGUAAAAGAUUUGGGUGUUUUUAUUCCACCAAUGGCCCAGGGAAUGAGAACUGACUUCUUUUUGGAGGGGCCCUUCAUGCCUAGGUUGAAACUUGACAGGGAAACUCUUGGCGGGUUGGCGGAUAUGUUUGGACAGAUGCCAGGGAGUGGGAUCGGCACAGGCCCUGGAGUGAUUCAGGACCGGUAUUCGCCCACCAUGGGCCGUCACCGCACCAACCCACUCUUCAACGGGCACACAGCCCCUGCUACCCAGUCUCAGUUUGAGAUGGGAGGCAAGCCCUUCAUCAAAUCUAACCAGGGGCAGAAUCCAAUUUUCCAGAACCAGCAACAGCAGGCUCAGUCUAAGGACAUGGCACCGCGUUUCAUCAAGAAAGGAUCGCUCAACGCUGAUGAGAUCAGUCUAAGGCCGGCACAGUCAUUCCUUCUCAACACAAACCAAGUGCCAAAGUUGCAGCCGCAGAUACCAACAAUGAUUCCUCCAAGUGCUCAACCUCCACGCACUCAAACGCCACCACUGGGACAGCCUCCUCUGCUUGGUCUGAAAGCCAACCCUCCUCCAAUUCAGGAAAAACCUCCAAAGACCACCAAGAAACCGCCUCCUGCAAAGGAAGAGUUGCUUAAGAUGACCGAGACCAUAGUGACCGAUUUCCUGAACAGCAAAAACAUUGAUGAAGCUGUGAACAGUGUAAGAGAGAUGAAGGCUCCCAAACACUUCCUGCCUGAGAUGUUGAGCAAGAUCGUGAUCUGUUCUCUUGACUGCCCAGACGAAGACAAGGAGCAUGCCAGCACCUUGAUCCACACACUCCGCACAGAGGGCCUUGUUACUGGGGAGAGCUUCAUGCGGGCUUUUCUCAGUGUUCUGGACCAGUGUCCCAAGAUCGAAGUGGACAUUCCUCUGGUGAAGUCCUACUUGGCCCAGUUUGCAGCGCGAGCCAUCAUCGCAGAGCUGGUGAGCAUGGACGAGCUAGCCCACCCUCUGGAGAAUGGCACCCACUUCCCCCUCUUCCUGCUUUGUCUGCAGCAGACAGCCAAGCUGAAGGAUCGUGAGUGGCUCACUGAUCUAUUCCAGCAAAGCAAGGUCAACAUGCAGAAGAUGCUGCCUGAAAUCGACCAAAACAAGGAUCGCAUGCUGGAGAUCUUGGAGGGCAAAGGCCUGAGCUUCUUAUUCCCACUCAUGAAGCUGGAAAAGGAACUGCUGAAGCAAAUCAAAGCAGACCCCUCUCCCCAGUGCAUCUACAAGUGGAUCAAGGACAACAUCUCCCCUAAGCUCCACACCGACAAGGGCUUCAUCAACAUCCUCAUGACCAGUUUCUUGCAGUACAUUGCCCAAGAGAUAAAUGCCAGUGAGGAAGAAGACCAGUUAUCAGCCCCCACUAAAGAACAGCUGGACCAGGAGAAGCAGCUGCUGCUGGUCUUCAAGCCAGUGAUGCAGAAGUUCCUGCAUGAUCACCAGGAUCUACAAGUCGGUGCCCUCUACGCUCUGCAGGUCCACUGCAAUGCUAAAACUUUCCCUAAAGGAAUGUUACUGCGCUAUUUUGUCCACUUCUAUGAUAUGGAAAUCAUUGAAGAAGAAGCCUUCCUUGCAUGGAAAGAAGACAUAACUCAAGAGUUUCCUGGGAAGGGGAAAGCAUUAUUCCAGGUGAACCAGUGGCUGACCUGGCUGGAGACUGCUGAGGAAGAGGAGUCUGAGGAGGAAGCUGACUGAAGAACCAGCCAAAAGCCUAAUGGUGCAGAAAUGCUAUUGAUAUAAUACCGCUUUUGUUUGUUUCCCAUCAUCCCUGUCCCAAUAUGAUAUGCAUACCUAACCACUGCAACACUUCAUUCAUCCUCCCUGUCCCAAUAUGAUAUGCAUACCUAACCACUGCAACACUUCAUUCAUCCUCCCUGUCCCAAUAUGAUAUGCAUACCUAACCACUGCAACACUUCAUUCAUCCUCCCUGUCCCAAUAUGAUAUGCAUACCUAACCACUGCAACACUUCAUUCAUCCUCCCUGUCCCAAUAUGAUAUGCAUACCUAACCACUGCAACACUUCAUUCCCCUAUCAGGUUUUUGGCCAUAUUAAGCAAAUGCAUGUUUAGUUUCCCCCCUGCCCUUUGGCUCUUUUCUAGCGCUUAAGCAUAAUAAUGGUUUGCCAUCUGUUUUAAGAGCCCCUUUUAAGAUCAAUGGUAUCAGCUGCUUUGAAUCUAGACUUUUGUUUUUCUCUAAGACAAUUGAAUUGCAAGGGCCUUGUUCCUGCUGCUGAAUGCUAUGCUUUUAUUUUUGUUGUUAGCCGAUGAGCAACACUGUAGAGAUGCACUUUGCUCAACGUCAUACAUGAGUCGUUGCAAUAUUCACUCAUCCCUUGAUUGUUACAAAGAAUCCUCAACUGUAAUCAUUGGUUACCAGAACAUUUAAUGGUUUAUAUUUGCUUGUGUUUCUACCUCCUCAUUAUGGGCUUCAUGUGUUGGGUUUGAAUUGCUUAAUGUCUCCAUUUCAAGUGAAAACACUUAGUCUGGACUAAUGCACAAGUCUGUAAUAAAAAAACGGUUUUACUUGCACAAUAUCCUGAUUGUAAGAAUUCAAAUUCAGACCUUUAAGUGCUUUUGUGGAUGUAUGGCACAUCGCCUGGGAGAGAUGAAAUUAUGCGGCCUUGUUAAUUUAUCAACCCUCAUUGCUGUGUACCUCCCUCUGUAUCUGUCAUACAUUGUGAUACUAAAAUUUUCUUUACGGGGAACAACCAAACCAAUGUGUGAGUUGGUUUUGCAUGGCUCGGUGCCCCAGCUGAGGGGUGAUUUCACUUAAGGACCAAUGGAAUGGUCUAAACAUUUGCAAACUAACCCACCUGGGGCAUCGGGCCAUGCAAAAUGAACUCGCACACGGUCUGUUCUCAUGCAACAAUUUUCAAACUACACAAGUGCAACAUGUUUUAACAUGAGAAAUGAAUUAGAUUUUGUUACACUUUAACUCUGCCCCCCCGCCCCCCCCCCUCGUGUGAAAAAUUGAAGCCUGUUUGCCAUAAUGUCUGAUCCAGAUAUUUAUUGAUUGUUUUUAUCAAGAUUUAAAAAUAUAGAAUCUCAAUUUACUAUGAUCUAAUGAAAUCACGAGGUAUACAUCUGUACAGUACAACUUUCUGUAAAAGUGUUACUGUAAGGUUCUGUAACUGCUAAGAAUGUUCUUGUGUACCACUAUUGCUUAACUUUUAAAUAAAGUUAAACACUGAGUUCA
Molecule: messenger RNA, 4211 nt
Organism: Oncorhynchus gorbuscha (pink salmon)
Lineage: Eukaryota; Metazoa; Chordata; Actinopteri; Salmoniformes; Salmonidae
Product: eukaryotic translation initiation factor 4 gamma 2-like
Cellular component (GO): eukaryotic translation initiation factor 4F complex
Molecular function (GO): protein binding; mRNA binding; translation initiation factor activity
Source: RefSeq, a predicted model, not a curated record